CCAAGGACCUAGCAGAAGGUGCCAUUGUAAAAGCAUACAAGCCAAGAGAGAUGACGAGUAGCAUGAAGUUGCCCGCUACCUUCCUCUCCUUCAGUUCACAUCAGCCCAGAGGAAGCUCCCAUUGUUCUGUAGCCUCUGCUGCAUAUGCUGCUGAACCAAGACUCGGCGAAGGAGCAGUGGUGUCUAAGAAGACGCCAAGCCGUUCUCCCUGCAGGACGAUGGCCAAGGUUGAUGACAAGAAUGAUCUCUGCAGAAUGAAUCAAGCAAAGUUCGAGCCUUCCAUCUGGGGAGAUUUCUUCCUCUCUUACUGCAACCCGUUGGCUUACUCUGACAAUCAGAGAUCGAUGGAAGAACGGGCAGAGUAUCUGAAGAAAGAGGUGGCAAAACUCAUAGUAAAUUCAAGAACCGAUAGCCUUCCGGAGAAGCUGCAUCUUAUAGAUGUACUGGAGCGUCUCUGUGUGGACCAUCUGUUCGAAGAGGAGAUUAACGCUGUGAUGGAUGAAAUUAGCGACGCCGAUGUCAGUGACUGUGAACUGCAUACUGUAGCUCUGUGGUUUUAUCUUCUCCUUAAACAUCGACACAGAGUUUCUCCAGAUGUGUUUCUGAAGUUUAGAGAUGAAGAUGGAAUUUUUGAGGCAGAAGACGCAAGGGACCUGCUAAGUCUUUACAAUGCCGCUCAUCUCACGACACAUGGAGAGGGAAUACUUGAUGAAGCUAUUUCCUUCACUAAAAGGCAACUAAGAUCAUUGAUGCCCAAAGUUGUUGAAGGGUCACUAGCUCAUGACAUAAAUUCUGCGCUUGAGAUCCCUCUCCCUAGAAGGGUUCGAAUAUAUGAGGCCAAGUAUUUUAUGUCUACAUAUGAGAAAGGAGCUUCAGUGAAUGAGAUGAUUAUGGAACUUGCAAAGUUGAGCUACAAUAUCAUGCAAAUCCAUCAUCAGCAAGAGCUGAAAAUAAUUACAAGGUGGUGGAAGGAUCUGCAACUUGAAACAAGGCUCUCCUUCGCAAGAGAUAGAGUUGUGGAGUGCUACUUUUGGAUAGCAGGAGUAUAUUUCGAGCCAUGUUACUCUCGAGGUCGAAUUAUAUUGACAAAAGUGCUAGCCAUUGUGUCUAUUUUGGACGAUAUUUAUGAUGUAUAUGGAUCUCCAGAAGAGUGUGAACAGUUUACCAAAUGUAUAGAAAGCUUGUCGUUCCCGUCGUUUCGAAGGUUUGCGAGUGCGCUGGAAGUGUUCAAGAAGAUUAAUUGAAGACCCGUUAUUACAAGGCAAGUCACACAGAUCCUGA
Messenger RNA from Oryza sativa Japonica Group (Japanese rice), 1281 nucleotides. Its product is annotated as alpha-terpineol synthase, chloroplastic. The record is from RefSeq and is a predicted model, not a curated record. NCBI's taxonomy places the organism in Eukaryota, Viridiplantae, Streptophyta, Magnoliopsida, Poales, Poaceae. Gene Ontology annotation, molecular function: terpene synthase activity; magnesium ion binding.